GCAUGCAGCUUUUGUUUUACAAAUAUAAAAUUUAAAUAUCGUAGCGCCAUCUAGCAGUCAAAUGUGAAGCAACAGCUGUAUGAUAGCAUGUAAACAACAGAAAAAUAUAAAUGUUUUACCACUAGAGAUGUUAAACAAUAUUUCUUCUCUUUUAGGAGUUGGUUUGCUUUGGGGCGCAACUAACCCUUUCAUUCGUCUUGGCAGCGCAGGCAUAGACACGGUCGAUACCGGUUCACGAUGGCGCAAUCUUUGGUUGGAGCUUUGUAUGAUAGGCUCAAGACUUAAUUACUGGAUACCUUUCACCUUAAACCAAUUAGGCAGUGUACUUUAUGUGUGGACCCUGCAACAUACUAAUAUAACCGUAGCUGUGCCCAUUGCAAAUUCACUAAGUUUCGCUUUUACUGCUGUGACAGGUUAUUGUUUAGGCGAAAGAUUACCCGGAAAAUCGGUACUAAUUGGCACUUUAAUGGUGUGCUUCGGCAGUUCGUUGAUGUUGUAUGACAGAUUGCGUAGUGAACAAAAAGCUUAAAUGUUGUAUUUCCGCCCCGCUUGAUAUGUAUUAAUAAAAGUAUUUCAUUAGAUUGUAGCAAUCUAACAACUAA
Zeugodacus cucurbitae (melon fly) is the source of this 602-nucleotide messenger RNA. RefSeq names its product transmembrane protein 234 homolog. Lineage: Eukaryota; Metazoa; Arthropoda; Insecta; Diptera; Tephritidae. The coding region runs from base 80 to 529 and encodes 149 amino acids. The transcript is spliced from 3 exons. The record is from RefSeq and is a predicted model, not a curated record.